Molecule: messenger RNA, 1634 nt
Organism: Vitis riparia (riverbank grape)
Lineage: Eukaryota; Viridiplantae; Streptophyta; Magnoliopsida; Vitales; Vitaceae
Product: probable serine/threonine-protein kinase PBL23
Exons: 6
Coding region: 151-1242 (363 amino acids)
Biological process (GO): protein phosphorylation
Molecular function (GO): protein kinase activity; ATP binding
Source: RefSeq, a predicted model, not a curated record
CCCGAAAUCUGGACGGGCCCUGUUAAGUCUGUUUGGCUUCUUAAUCGCAGAUCCAGCCAUGGAUAAUUGAUUCAAAGUUGAAUUAGAGUUUUCCCGGGAAUUUCUUGGUGGGGUUGCUGAGAUUUAGCAGAGGGGGUCGAGAAUCGAGCUAUGGAAGAGAUGAACUGCAUCUUGUGUUGCAGAUUAACAGGUGACAACACGGUGGAGAAGAAGAAGAGCAUUGAGGAAAAUAAAGACGAUAAAACAGUAGCCACAUUUGUUAAAGACAUCGCAUGGAAAUCUGCAGGUACUGACAAGAAGGGGACUCUAACCAAAGAGAUACUAAAAGCCGGAAACCCGAAAAUUUCUGCCCAAGUUUUCACAUUCCGUGAACUGGCAACUGCAACAAGCAACUUCAGGGCUGAGUGUUUGUUGGGCGAAGGUGGAUUUGGGAGGGUCUACAAAGGGCAUAUCAACAAUCAAGAUGUGGCUGUUAAGCAGCUUGAUAGGAAUGGCGUACAGGGAAACCGAGAAUUCCUGGCAGAGGUUCUGAUGUUAAGCCUUGUUCACCACCCGAACCUUGUGAAUCUGAUGGGCUAUUGUGCUGAAGGGGAUCAGAGAAUUUUAGUAUAUGAAUACAUGCCCAAUGGAUCUCUGGAAAAUCUCCUCUUUGAUUUGCCUCCAAAUCAGGAGCCUCUGGAUUGGAUUACCAGGAUGAAGAUAGCUGAAGGGGCAGCUAAAGGGCUAGAAUUCUUGCAUGAAGGUGCCAACCCACCAGUGAUUUAUCGCGACUUCAAAGCAUCUAAUAUAUUGUUGGAUGAGGAAUUCAAUCCCAAACUAUCUGAUUUCGGACUUGCUAAGCUGGGCCCAACAGGAGGCCAGGACCAUGUGUCUACCAGAGUGAUGGGAACCUAUGGCUACUGUGCACCAGAGUAUGCAUUGACAGGCAAGCUGACCACCAAGUCUGAUGUGUACAGCUUUGGGGUAAUGUUUCUUGAGAUGAUCACUGGUAGGAGAGUUAUUGACACUACUAGACCAACUGAGGAGCAGAACCUGAUUUCUUGGGCAGCCCCACUGUUCAGAGACAAGAAGAAAUUUACACUGAUGGCUGACCCAUUGCUUGAAGGGAAGUACCCGGUAAAGAGUCUCUAUCAAGCUCUUGCAGUUGCAGCCAUGUGUCUCCAAGAAGAAGCUAGCACCAGGCCUUUGAUCAGUGAUGUUGUAGCUGCUCUUGAGUUUCUAGCUAGACCAAAAGCUGUUUAGGAGAAUACUAGGAAUAACAUAAAAGAAAAGGGGAAAAAAAAUUAUCCAAGGAAUCUAGUGGCUGAGGCAUCAGGGCACCAAAAGGCUGUGAGAAUCCUGCUGCUAUGCGAAAAAAUGUAUCAAAAAACUUGCUGCGCAAAACUUAUCUGAGUUACUUUUUGUGCAAGGGAAUUUAAUUUUGGAUAUCAUCCUAAUUAUCGAUGAUAUUAUAGUUUGUAUAGUUAUGAAAAUUUGUGGAAAUUGAUGCAUGUGAGACUACUAUGCUUACUAAAGCAGUUGACAAUCAAAGAAUGUUGAAAGAGUUGACAGAUGGUAGGUGGAUGGUUAUAGACGAGAAAACAUCUAAGAAAAUUUGUAGAGAAUCUACGCAUAAUUUUCUUUCGAACCCCUAA